AUGGAUUUGCUCUGGUACAUAGUGGUUGAAGCAGAGUGGGACUUGGUGUUGAUUGAAAAAGUAAUCAUGGUGGCGUGGGCUCUUUGGUCGAAUAGAAAUGAACGAAGGAAUGGGGAAGUGAUGAAAAAUGCUACAAGAAUAGGGUCUGAUGCUUUGGAGAAUCUGGCUGAAUAUCAGGAAUGUGUGGCCGAGCCGGUGCAGCGAAGGGACGUCCAGCUUGAGUUUUGGAAGCCACCACCGAAAGGAGUGUUCAAGCUCAACGUUGAUGGGGCUGUAUUUGCUGAUCAGAGAGCUGCAAGUGUUGGAGCUUUGAUUCGGGAUGAGGAAGGUAAUGUUAUUGGUGCCCUUAGUAAGAAGAUUUCAGCCCCUCUAAAAGCAGUAGAGAUUGAGGCGAAAGCAGUGGAGUUGGGUUUGCAAUUCGCCAGUGGAGGUGGGUUUGCAAUUCGCUAA
This is a messenger RNA of Quercus lobata, 450 nucleotides long. RefSeq lists its product as uncharacterized. The coding region runs from base 1 to 450 and encodes 149 amino acids. Gene Ontology annotation, molecular function: RNA-DNA hybrid ribonuclease activity; nucleic acid binding. The record is from RefSeq and is a predicted model, not a curated record. Lineage: Eukaryota; Viridiplantae; Streptophyta; Magnoliopsida; Fagales; Fagaceae. The transcript has a single exon.